Messenger RNA from Zophobas morio, 1108 nucleotides. Its product is annotated as microfibril-associated glycoprotein 4-like. Lineage: Eukaryota; Metazoa; Arthropoda; Insecta; Coleoptera; Tenebrionidae. Bases 44 to 1003 code for a protein of 319 amino acids. The transcript has 4 exons. The record is from RefSeq and is a predicted model, not a curated record.
CCGAUUGCUUAAGAAUGAAAUCAUUUUAAAAAUAGUAAGCAAAAUGUGGGGUACUUUUAUCUUGAUGUUGAUCAUUGCUGUGUUAUGCGAUAGCGCAGAGUUUUCAGUUAGAACUACAGUCAGCCCUGACACAGAACGCCAAAAACUAACAAACAUUCUGAACAGCUUGAAUGAAAAAGUGGAACUGCAAUCAACAAUCAGAGAAAUUAACAAUCGUUUAGAAAAACUGGACAAACAUUACGCGGAAAACAAACUCAGUCCUGCAACCACUUCUAACGAAGUCAGUCGUAAAUUAGAAAUCAUCGAACAGAAACUAACCGAAGUACUAAACAAAGUAGCCGAAGUCACCCCCAUCCCGGAAAGUUGUCUAGAAGUAAAAAAGCGUGGAAAUAACGUCACUGGUGUUUUCCUAAUCAAACCCAGAUUCGCGUCUGCCCCUUUUCUGGCGGUUUGUGAUUUGACCACGAGAGGUGGCGGAUGGACCGUCAUUCUAAACAGAUUCGAUGGAAAAGUGGAUUUUUAUUUAGGUUGGCAGAGCUACAAAGUCGGGUUUGGGAAUCUAGCUGAAGAGUUCUGGUUAGGUUUGGAAAACAUUCAUCAAUUGUCUGGUUACCAAGUCAACGAGCUACUAGUCGAACUCGUGGAGUCCGACAACAACGAAACUUUUGCUAGUUAUGACCAUUUUAGUGUUGGUAGUGAAGUGGAAGGUUAUGCUUUGAAAACGCUAGGAGGGUUUAGUGGAACUGCGGAAAAUUCGCUUGCGUAUCAUGGUGGUUUCAAAUUUACUACCAAGGACAAAGACCAAGAUUUACAUACAGGAGUAAAUUGUGCACAAUCGUAUAGUGGGGCUUGGUGGUAUGGUAAAUGCCAUCACAGUCAUCUGACUGGUCUUUACAAAGGAGCCACAGACAAAUACAAAGGAGUUCGAUGGGGGGAGAGGUUUUUUCUGAAAAAGGCCAGAAUGCUAAUUAGACCACAACUGGAUCUCUCCUUGACAUUAUGAAGACUUAUAAUCUCGAAAAACGGCUUUACAAUGUGAUAAUCUUUUUUUGUAAUUAUUGCAUUUACUGCAUCACUAAGUUAAACAAUAAAACUAAUUUAAAGGGUU